Rattus norvegicus (Norway rat) is the source of this 2534-nucleotide messenger RNA. NCBI's taxonomy places the organism in Eukaryota, Metazoa, Chordata, Mammalia, Rodentia, Muridae. The record is from RefSeq and is a predicted model, not a curated record.
GCAUCCCUGGUAGAAGUGGGGACGGGUGUUCCCCCGGGGCUGAGGUGUGGCUGUGGGUGUGUGAUGGGAUGUAGUGGCCUUCUUCCACAUCUUUCCCAUAACUUCUUAUCUCCCUUGUGUUGGGUCCAUCUUAACAGCCACCACCACUAUCACCAAGUUUGGAAGACUUGCUGCUCCUACCACUCCACUGUUUUCGCUUUGGGUGUGGCAAGGAUGCUGAGCAGAUGGGGGGAAAGGAGGGGUGACUGGAUUUAAACACUUGAACUUCCUCAUGCCCUGUCUUUUGGGGGUCACCAGUUUCAGGAGUUACCUCUAGUUUUCUGUAUGUGGAAAGUGUUAGUAGCUGUGGAAGGGAGCUCCCUGUUCCCUCCUCUUCGUCCUCCCUUUAUGAGAGAUCUAGGUACAGUGAAUCUUUGUUGCCACCCUGUAAGGGGGUACUGGUGGUGUUCCAUGAUGUUUGCUGUUAGUUUCCUGGAGCCAGUUGGUCUGACUCCCAUCAGGAUGUCAGUCCUUGAACUCUGAGGGAGGAGGGUUAUGCUUUCUUCCUUUUUCCCUCCCUCCAGUAAAAACAAGGGCCUAGGAGUCUGAACUUUUACUCUGUAAACAUUUAUCAACCACAUUGUUUGCCACCGGGUUGAAUUUUGGGUGGGGAGCAAACUACUCUCUGUGCCUGCUGUCAGGUGUUGCCUCCGGCUGAACAGCAGUCAAUCCUGUGAGCAAAUAAUGAAAGAAGGACAAGAGCUAAUACCCUAACUGCUGGUAGCCUGCCACAGGAGAGCCAUACAUUACCUGAGGUGGAGAGUCCUACAGAGAGAGGUCACAGAUCUGAGAGGGAGAGUCUGCCAGGGAGAGCCCCUGGGGCUUUACUGAGGUGAUCCUGCCGACAUGGCUGUCCUCCACGAAGGUCUCUUCGCUCAUUGAGAGAAUCUCCGACCCCAAGGACUUGAAGAAACUUCUCAGGACCCGAAAUAAUGUGCUCGUGCUUUACUCAGAAUCUGAGGUGGCAGCUGAAAGUCAUCUCAAGCUACUGUCCACUGUGGCCCAGGCAGUGAAAGGACAAGGCACCAUCUGCUGGGUGGACUGUGGUGAUGCAGAGAGUAGAAAAUUGUGCAAGAAGAUGAAAGUUGACCUCAGCCCAAAGGACAAAAAGAUCGAAUUAUUCCAUUACCAGGAUGGUGCGUUUCACAUGCAAUAUGACCGAGCUGUGACGCUGAAGUCUAUAGUGGCCUUUCUGAAGGACCCAAAAGGUCCCCCACUGUGGGAAGAAGACCCUGGAGCCAAAGAUGUCGUGCACAUUGACAGUGAGAAGGACUUCAGGCGGCUCCUAAAGAAAGAAGAGAAACCUCUCCUCAUGAUGUUCUACGCUCCCUGGUGCAGCAUGUGCAAGAGGAUCAUGCCACAUUUCCAGAAGGCUGCCACCCAAGUGCGAGGCCACACUGUACUGGCUGGGAUGAAUGUCUACCCCCCAGAGUUCGAGAACAUCAAGGAGGAGUACAAUGUGCGUGGCUACCCCACCAUCUGCUAUUUUGAGAAGGGACGGUUUCUGUUCCAGUACGAGAAUUAUGGGUCCACGGCUGAGGACAUCGUGGAGUGGUUGAAGAAUCCACAGCCGCCACAGCCCCAGGUCCCCGAGACUCCCUGGGCAGAUGAGGGCGGCUCCGUUUAUCACCUGACCGAUGAAGACUUUGACCAGUUUGUGAAGGAGCACUCCUCUGUCCUCGUCAUGUUCCACGCCCCAUGGUGUGGACACUGUAAGAAAAUGAAGCCGGAGUUUGAGAGCGCGGCCGAAGUCCUCCACGGAGAUGCUGAGAGCUCUGGUGUCCUUGCAGCUGUCGAUGCCACCAUCAACGAGGCCCUGGCAGAAAGGUUUCACAUCUCAGCGUUUCCUACUCUGAAGUAUUUUAAGAAUGGCGAGCAGCAAGCGGUGCCUGCGCUCAGAACAAAGAAGAAGUUUAUUGAGUGGAUGCAGAACCCUGAGGCUCCCCCGCCUCCAGAGCCCACGUGGGAAGAGCAGCAGACGAGCGUGUUACAUCUGGUGGGGGAUAACUUCCGGGAGACCCUGAAGAAGAAGAAACACACCUUGGUCAUGUUCUAUGCCCCUUGGUGCCCACACUGUAAGAAGGUCAUCCCUCACUUCACCGCCACAGCCGACGCCUUCAAAGAUGACCGGAAGAUUGCCUGUGCUGCUGUCGACUGUGUCAAGGACAAGAACCAAGACCUGUGUCAGCAGGAGUCCGUGAAGGCCUACCCCACCUUCCACUAUUACCACUAUGGGAAGCUUGUAGAAAAGUAUGAGAGUGACCGCACGGAAUUGGGAUUUACCAGUUUCAUCCGAACCCUCCGGGAGGGAGACCUCAAGAGACUAGAAAAAAGGAGGGAGGACCUGUAAUCCCGCUCCUACAAGAGAGCCCUUCCUUUACACUGUGAAUGAUACCUAUUUUGUUCUUUCUGAAUUUCCAUGUGUGCUAAAGACAAAGUUUUUUAUAGCCACCUAUGGCCUUUUGUACAAUUUUGAAAUAAAAUUAAACGAUUUA